Musca vetustissima is the source of this 2255-nucleotide messenger RNA. RefSeq names its product cartilage oligomeric matrix protein-like. The record is from RefSeq and is a predicted model, not a curated record. The annotation marks the transcript as partial. NCBI's taxonomy places the organism in Eukaryota, Metazoa, Arthropoda, Insecta, Diptera, Muscidae. Gene Ontology annotation, cellular component: extracellular region. The transcript has 8 exons. Gene Ontology annotation, biological process: cell adhesion. Gene Ontology annotation, molecular function: calcium ion binding.
GUGUUGAAUGCUAUGACAAUUUGUCAGGACCAAGAUGUGGCCGUUGUCCCCUAGGCAUGGUUGGUGAUGGUAAAAUUUGCAAACCAGGAGUAACAUGUGCCGAUCGCCCCUGUUAUAUAGGCGUUCAAUGCCACGAUACAGUAAAUGGCGCCCAAUGCGAUCAAUGUCCACUUGGUUUUGAAGGUGAUGGACGUACGUGCAACAAACAGCGUAGUCCUUGCUUAGAUGGACCCUGUCCUACUGGCACCAAAUGUACCGAAUCUGUGAUUGCUCCAUACUAUCGUUGCGUUUCCUGUGGCCGCGGUGAACAAUUGAAUGGAACCACUUGUGUAGAUGUAAAUGAAUGUGAAAUGUAUCGGCCAUGUGAUAUAUUGUCGACAUGCGUCAAUCAAAGUCCCGGGUUCCGUUGUGAACCAUGUCCUUUGGGCUAUGAAGGAAUGCAUUCUUAUGGUUACUAUGCCGAGUACUGGACAAAUACCUAUCAACGUCAGACCUGUGUGGAUAUUAACGAAUGUCAAACUGGCAUGGCACGAUGCGAAGAGAAUGCUGUCUGUGUGAAUACAAUUGGUUCCUAUCAGUGCCACUGCCGAGAAGGUUAUAAACACAAUGGUACCAAUUGUGCCCCUGUUGCUGGCCUAUGUCCGGAUGGUACCAUCUGCGAUAGCAAUGCUAUGUGUUUGCUUUCGGACAAUUAUAAAUAUCGCUGUAAAUGCAAUGUUGGCUGGGCUGGCAAUGGCUUUGUAUGUGGUCGUGAUCAAGAUUUAGAUAGUUGGCCCGAUCAUCAGUUACCCUGCUCGGAAUUGCAUUGCAAUCAAGACAAUUGCCCCCAUCUGCCCAAUUCGGGUCAAGAAGAUUCCGAUCAUGAUGGUAUCGGUGAUGGUUGUGACGAUGAUGCUGAUGGGGAUUUGCUAACAAAUGACAAGGAUAAUUGCCCAUUUGUCUAUAAUGCUGAUCAAUUGGAUUCGGAUCAUGAUGGUGUGGGUGAUGCUUGUGAUAAUUGUCCAUUUGUACCGAAUCGCAAACAAUUGGAUACGGACAAUGAUGGUUUGGGCAAUGAUUGUGAUGAGGAUAUUGACAAUGACACAGUGGUCAAUGCCUAUGAUAAUUGUGUAUUGGUGGCGAAUACAAAUCAAUUGGAUUUUGAUGGUGAUGGUAUUGGUGAUGUUUGCGAUAAUUGUCCAAGUAUUUCGAAUCCAUCUCAAGAGGAUCGUGAUAAUGAUUUACUGGGUGAUGCCUGUGAUAGUGAAAUUGAUGGUGACAAUGAUGGUGUUCAGGAUAGUGAAGAUAAUUGUCCAAUGGUUAGCAAUGCCGAUCAAUUGGACACGGAUAGUGAUGGAAAGGGUGAUGCUUGCGAUGAUGAUAUGGAUGGUGAUGGUAUACCCAACUAUCGAGACAAUUGUCCAUUGGCCAAAAAUCCCAAUCAAUUGGAUUUGAAUAGUAAUGGCAAAGGAGAUCUCUGUGAAUUCGAUGAAGACGACGAUGGCACACCAAACAUAAUCGACAAUUGUCCAAAUAAUUCCAUGAUUUACUCCACCGACUUCCGAGCCAUACGUUCCGUGAUUUUAGAUCCCGAAGGAGAAGCUCAACUCGAUCCCAAUUGGGAGGUACAUGCCAAUGGCUCGGAAAUUAUACAAACUUUAAAUAGUGAUCCUGGCCUCGUUGUGGGUCAUGACGCAUUUGGUGGCGUCGAUUUCGAAGGCACUUUCUAUGUCAAUGAUGACACCGAUGAUGAUUAUGUCGGUUUUAUAUUCAGCUAUCAAAGUAAUCGUAAAUUCUAUAUUGUCAUGUGGAAAAAGAAUACCCAAACCUAUUGGCAUUCGACACCAUUCCGUGCCUCUGGUGAACCGGGCAUACAAAUUAAAUUAGUCGAUAGUAUAACCGGACCGGGCUCAAUGCUGCGCAACAGUUUAUGGCAUACAGGAGAUACCAAGGAUCAGGUGCGUCUAUUGUGGAAGGAUCCCAAAAAUAUGGGUUGGAAAGAGAAGACAUCAUAUCGUUGGUCUUUGCUACAUCGUCCGGCUAUUGGUCUCAUACGUUUGCGCAUGUUUGAGGGGGAUCAUAUGGUCUUGGAUUCGGGUAAUGUUUAUGAUUCGACGUUGAAAGGCGGCCGCUUGGGUGCCUUCUGUUUCUCACAACAAAUGAUUAUUUGGUCGGAUCUGAUAUACAAGUGUAAUACUCGUGUUCCUGCCUUGGUUUACAAUGAAUUACCCGCCCAUUUGAAACAUAAAGUUGAAAUUGAUAGAUAAUUUUUUUAA